AUGGCAGCGGGAGGCGCUGCAAGCCUGGAGGAGCCAUGUCCUCUUCGUAGAUCUGAGGAGUGCGGUGGCGGAGGAGGGAGCAGGGCUGUCCCGGCCUACGAAGGGAAGGCGAGAGAGGAGAGCUCGCCUGAGAAGAAGUUGCCGGUGCCGUCCGUGCAGGCUGGGAAGCGGCGGCGGCCAGAUCCAGGCGGAUCCCGUACCUCGUCGGACGAGAGCUCCACCGGCCAUUCAGAGCGGGGGAGACAAAGCCGCAGGAUGGACCCAACCCAAUUCCAGCAGCCUGAUGGAAAUAGGCAUGGUGGCAAUCCUCCGUACCAAGGCGGCUUGAACCCGUACGUGUUUAUGUACCAGACCGGCCCAAGUGCUUGGAACCCCAAUCAGGUCAUGCAUCCGGGAAUGCCUCCCAUGACUGCAGCAGGUAUGUUUCCCAUGACUACAGCAGGUAUGCCUCCACCCAAUGCUGGAGGUAUGCAUCCACACAUGUCACCACAAUUGCAGCCUUCAGCAAAUGUAGAUGAAAUGCACAAUCCAACGGAUGACGAGGUAGAGGAGGUAGCAAUUGUUGGUGGUCCAUCAAAUGGAGGUAGGAAAAGAGGGGGCAGUAAUACCAAAUUGGCCAACUUUGCAGUAGAGAAAGAUGUCAACAUUGUGAGGUCAUGGCUAGAGAUAAGUUGUGACCCAAUUGUGAACACUGGCCAGAAGAGAGACAACUUCUGGGAUCAUGUUAUGAAACAAUACAAUGGGAGGCGGGGUUCAUUCCCAAAAAGGACGUUGAGGUCUGUCCAGUCUCGUUGGGAUAAGAUCAAACAAGAAGCAACAAAGUUCACUGGGUACGUGGCAAAGGCUAUUCGGGAUGACGCUAGUGGGACAUCGGACGCUGAUAAGACAACCUUAGCAGCAUCCGACUUUGCUGCUAUUGAGGGAUACAAUUUUCAGUUCAUGCAUUGCUGGGACCUUAUGAAAGAUGAGCCCAAAUGGCAAGACGUAAAGCAGAGAAGUUCGAAAACAGUUGGUUCUAACACUAUUGACUUGGAUGGGGAUGAGGCAUCACCAGCAGGCACCGGCAAGAGGCCAAUUGGCAGGGAUGCAGCAAAAGCUUGCAAGAAGAAGUGUCCAUCUGGAUCGACAUCAUCUUCGGAAUACGCUUCCAAUCUGCAAGACCUCUCAUUGCAAAAGAUGACAAUGUGGCAAGAAGAAAAUUCAAAGAAAGUAAACCGCUUUGACCAUCUUGCAAGUAUUGAAGAAAAGAGGUUCGAUGAGAUGCGUGAACACAACAAGUCCAUCCUACAGCUUGAGGAGGAGAAGAUAAAGAUCAUGCGCGACAAACUCAAUAUGCAGAUGCAAGAGAAGGAGAGGGAGAGACUUGAAAGAGAGAAGCAAGAAGAUGAGAGGAUUCUUAAGGUGGACCUUGAUUCUUGCGCACCUGAGCUUCGCUUGUAUUACGAGGCGCUUCGUGAGGAGAUACUGCACAAGGUGUCAGCAAGAAGGCAGAGGAGCCGCCAAGUGUGA
Panicum hallii is the source of this 1509-nucleotide messenger RNA. RefSeq lists its product as uncharacterized. The transcript is spliced from 3 exons. The record is from RefSeq and is a predicted model, not a curated record. Bases 1 to 1509 code for a protein of 502 amino acids. NCBI's taxonomy places the organism in Eukaryota, Viridiplantae, Streptophyta, Magnoliopsida, Poales, Poaceae.